Messenger RNA from Melopsittacus undulatus (budgerigar), 213 nucleotides. RefSeq names its product chromosome 4 C10orf53 homolog (gene C4H10orf53). Bases 1 to 213 code for a protein of 70 amino acids. NCBI's taxonomy places the organism in Eukaryota, Metazoa, Chordata, Aves, Psittaciformes, Psittaculidae. The transcript has 3 exons. The record is from RefSeq and is a predicted model, not a curated record.
AUGAAUCUAAGAUUGCAAGAUGGACAUCAGUUUAUUCUGGAAGAGAUACCAGACUGGAGCACUGCAGAGCUGGUGGUCAAUGGCAAGACUGUAUUUCACUGCAACAUGAAUGAUCUGGAUUUUGGAGAUUGUGUGUUUCCUCCUCUGGGAGGUGAUGGCAAGUUGCAUCCACUCUGUGGAGAAGCCAGAAUAGCAGCAUUAAAUGCUUACUGA